AUGCUCACACCCCUGUCACAAAAGUAUGGAGUAUGGAGUACUCUGAGAGCCAUUGAAGGCCUCCCUCGACCGUCAAACCCGUUGGUCACGCUGUCCGUUUCAUCCAAAAGAGAGCCUAAGGAUCUUGCAGAAGAGUUUGCCAGAGAACUAGCCCAAGUGGCCAGCUGCAUUGAUCAUCGUCCAUCGUUAAGGGACUCAGCUUCCGAUGGUUCCCCAACGGAUGAUGACAUUACCAUGACUGAGCUACAUGAGGCUGUUGUCAAGGGCUUAAAACGACGCAGCGCCGUUGGACCAGACGGAAUAUCGAAUCAGGCCCUGAAGAACCUAAGCGACGAACAACUUGUCUCUCUCCUCCAGUUAUUCAACAAGGUCUGGUGUUCGGGAAGCAUACCCCCUGAUUGGAAACACGCCCGAGUCAUCCCUAUAUUAAAGAAGGGGAGACCGCCUGACUAA
Messenger RNA from Ornithodoros turicata, 453 nucleotides. RefSeq lists its product as uncharacterized. The coding region runs from base 1 to 453 and encodes 150 amino acids. NCBI's taxonomy places the organism in Eukaryota, Metazoa, Arthropoda, Arachnida, Ixodida, Argasidae. The record is from RefSeq and is a predicted model, not a curated record. The transcript has a single exon.